This is a messenger RNA of Dufourea novaeangliae, 2272 nucleotides long. RefSeq names its product band 4.1-like protein 4. Gene Ontology annotation, cellular component: cytoskeleton. The record is from RefSeq and is a predicted model, not a curated record. Bases 1 to 2247 code for a protein of 748 amino acids. The transcript has 15 exons. Lineage: Eukaryota; Metazoa; Arthropoda; Insecta; Hymenoptera; Halictidae.
AUGGUGGUAGAGUGGCUCUGUCCUGGACUUCGGCCAGCCGGAAGCCGUAGGCCUCGUCUUCUUCACUGCAAGGUGAUACUUCUCGACGAGCACGAACUGCUGCAGGAUGUCUUGAGUUCGAACCUUGGCCAAGAGCUGCUGGACAGAGUGUUCAGGCAUCUGAAUUUAUUGGAGACUGCGUACUUCGGCCUGCGUUACCUGGAUCACGGGAAUCAGACGCAAUGGCUCGACCCAAGCAAGAAGAUCGGGAAACAGCUGAAAGUCCAAAAAGGGGAUCCAAGCUCGGACGUUCACACCCUCUACUUCGGCGUGAAAUUCUACGCUGCGGACCCCUGCAAGCUCAUCGAAGAGAUCACAAGGUACCAGUUUUUCCUGCAAGUCAAACAGGAUAUCCUGCAAGGAAGACUGCCAGUGUCGUUCGACUUGGCUGCGGAACUGGGGGCUUACGUGGUUCAAUCGGAACUCGGAGAUUACGAUCCAAGACGACAUUCCUUGGGUUAUGUUACCGAAUUUCGAUUCUUAGCCAAUCAGACCACGGAACUGGAGAACCGUAUUGUGGAGCUUCAUAAAACUCUUGUAGGACAAUUACCUUCCGCGGCGGAGCUGAAUUAUCUUGACAAGGUGAAAUGGCUCGAAAUGUACGGGGUCGAUUUGCAUCCCGUUCUGGGCGAGGAUAGCGUGGAAUAUUUUCUGGGCCUGACACCGAGUGGGAUAAUAUUGUUGCGUAACAAGACCAAAGUGGGAAAUUACUAUUGGCCUCGAAUCAAUAAAAUCUAUUACAAGGGUAGAUACUUCAUGCUGAGGGUGAGCGAGAAGAAUUCCGAGGAGCGAACACACGGUUUCGAGACACCGUCAAAGGGAGCGUGCAGACACCUGUGGAAAUGCUGUCUGGAGCACCAGGCGUUCUUCCGUUUAAUGGCCACGGGGCCGCCGCCCCUCAGCCCGUAUUCCCGUUUCCGAUCGUACAGCCCGCCGUCCGGAUCAGAGAAGCACACGUUGAUCAGACGGAAUCCAGCACCGAUAUUUCAACGGACACCGAGUCGUAGAGCGCAACGACGCGUGGUCGAGGGCCAAGAAAUGGUCGGUCCGUUCGUGGAGACACCUGCCACCGUGAACGUUAAUUCGACCGGCAAUCCAGCCAGUGGGAAUGUGUUGUGCAAUACACAGAACGCCAGACAGGCGAACAAUUCGAGCCCGAGGAGCACCAGGAGCGCCCCGUGGACUCAAAGCCAGCCUCGGGGCCUUUAUACUUCGUCUAGUCCUCGGUCGGUCCGCUCCGCAGGAACGGCACCGGCACUCUUGAGCAGGCUCCAGCGAAGGAGCAGCUCCGUCGAGAGCCAAAGUUCAGGGGACAGCCAUAGUCGCAGCGGUCAUCGUAGGAGAAGUCAUAGUCAUAGUCAUCGAAGGCACAGUCGUCACUCCGACUGUGAAUCCGAGCUUUCACGAGGUUCGGACACCAGGUCGGGACAUCGUAAGCAUCGUAGGAAGCACAGAAGCUCCCGUUCUUCUAGACACGAAUUGGUGGACUCUGAACCGCAAUGGAGGGAAGCACAGAAGCGGAAAGGCGAAGGAGUCCAACGGGCUGUUGUGAGCCAUACAGAACCUAGAAGAAGGCACAGGAGUAGACAUCGGAGUCCUUCUCAGAAACAGCCACUGCCAGACGAGCUUAGGAAACAUUUGGAGUUUGGGCUAGUCGACACAACCGGAAUGAGCGAGCAGCAACGCCGAGAGAUACCGUACACGGUGGUUCAAGCGCAAUCUGUACAGCAAUGUCCCUUACAGUCUAGCAAUUCCCGAUUGGACGAGGCAGACUCGUCCUCUCUGCCUAGAACGAUCGGAUCCAUUGGCAAAAGAAACAGAAGAAUGAUACAGCAUAGUCGCGACGGAAGUUAUAAUUUGCCACCGACCAGGCCGUGUCAAAUCGAGGCUAAGUACUACGACGGUAGUAGGACCGAGUGCAAUAUGAGGAAGGACUUUUAUUAUACUCGUAACAACAGAAUAUUGAUAGGCAGUAACGUGGACAGUGGCCUCGGGGAAAGCACACCGCAGGAAUUUUCAAGCUGCUGCUCAAGCUCUGCCGACAGCGCUAAACCUACCCGUGUAACGCAAUUGCAAUUAGGGGGAGAGGUACGCUAUGAACUGUCUUCAAAUCAAGAAAUCUACCCUCCUGUUGAUACUACUCUGGAUGCUGUUCUGCAGCCCAUUAUAUCAACUUUAACAAGGAGGCAACGUCACCGGCCGAAAUGAGCAUGAAGCUUUAAAUGAAUACAAA